Pisolithus orientalis is the source of this 2287-nucleotide messenger RNA. RefSeq lists its product as uncharacterized. The transcript is spliced from 6 exons. Gene Ontology annotation, molecular function: FAD binding; oxidoreductase activity. The record is from RefSeq and is a predicted model, not a curated record. NCBI's taxonomy places the organism in Eukaryota, Fungi, Basidiomycota, Agaricomycetes, Boletales, Pisolithaceae. The coding region runs from base 473 to 2197 and encodes 574 amino acids.
GAAGACAAUUUCACGAUGGGCGGAAGUACUACUGAUCUCAUCGACCCACCGGUGGAUGGAACGAGGUGGGCUGAGUCAUCCCAUCAACAGGCUGUACAUGCGAAGGUCCGCUCGGAAGAUGCAUCGAUGACUCACAUGGAUCAGCGAGCGUCCACCGUCUUCCUACAACUCUUUCGCUUAGUGGUAGCCGCGUUGGAGGGGCGCAAACCGUUCUAAAUCUCUCGUCAAAUUGUUAUGUAGCUCUCGGCCGUAGCGCGGAGUCUGCGGUCACCCCAGCUGGUUUUCAUGGGACUUUCAAAGUCCUGCUACCUGGUGGGUUGUAUGCAAUGUUCAUGGUCCCUUGUCAAAACUGGCAUCACUGAUCGCAGUGCACCAAGCGGGCGGGCAGCGCUAGGUAGUUUUAGUCACUUCCCAUUCCCAUACAGCAUGUCCGCAGUGUGUAUAAAUUGAUGGUUUCGUUUGAUUGCCAGUAAUGUUGGUCAUUCUUUUCACCCUAUGCUUCUUUGCUCUAGGGAGCUCUGCUGGCGCGCCUUCCAACAGUUCAGGAUGUCUCUGCACCUACGGACAUCCUUGUUGGCCAACCCCAGAUCAGUUUGCCGAACUCGAAUCCCAGGUGUCCCAACCUCUCAUCCACCCCGUUCCCACUGCCUCUGCGUGCUACCCAGCCAAUGAUCCAUCUGGGAACUGUACUCAGGUAAUGCAACGCUGGACAGACGGGAACUGGCGUUCUUCGAUACCUGGUUCGAUGGACGAACCAAAUUUCGAGUCAUUCAUAUUUAAGAAUGGUACAAUCAGUGCAUGUUACCUCAACACAUCUCUCGGUGUACCUUGCGAGCAAGGUAGUGUGCCCGUGAUUGGCGUAGACGCUCGCACCCCACAAGACAUCCAGGCUGCCGUAAACUUUGCACUGCGUUACAAUUUGAAAUUAGUCGUGAAGAAUACGGGACAUGAUUACCUCGGGCGCAGUACGGGCCGCGGUGCCUUUGUUGUAUGGACGCACAAAAUGAAGAACGUCACGUAUGAUGCGGAGUUUGCGCCUGAGGGAGCACCCGCCAACGAAACACACCAGGCGAUGACAGUUGGCUCUGGGGUACAGUGGCACGAGGCUUAUGAUGUAGCCAAUCAGAAUGGACGCAUGAUGGUCGGCGCCCAAGAUCCCGAUGGAUCCAUUGGAGCUGGCGGUGGCUGGCUCCAAGGUGGGGGGCACAGCUCUCUUUCGCCUUCAUAUGGCCUCGGUGUUGACAAUGUGGUUCAACUCACAGUGGUCACGUCCACUGGUGCCCACCUCACCAUCAACAACUAUCAAUAUCCCGACCUCUUCUGGGCGCUCCGUGGUGGUGGCGGUGGUACCUACGGCAUCGUUACAUCUGUCACCUACCGUACGUACCAGCAGCUUCCGGUCGUACUGUACUUCAUGCAGGCCAACGUCACCAACGCAACUGCGAUGAAAGAGCUCAUUGGAGGGAUGCUACGCCUCCAACCCAAUCUGACGGACGAUGGCUGGUCAGGAUAUGGCUUCUUCGUAAACACCAGCGCGACUUUCAUUGGUAUGAAUCCCGGCAUGUCCACCGCGGCAGCCAACGCAAGUACGCAACCCCUGACCGACUACUGGCUCAGUUUGGAGUCCAAGGGUAUUUCGUUAGAGGUAGAGAUCAGUCCGUUCGACACAUGGUACGCGUGGCACACGUGGUUCCAACAGUUCUUCAACACGGGAGGUGAGAGUGGUACCAAUAUGAUGGGUACCUCCCGCCUUCUCUCUCGUGAUAUACUCGCGAAUCAAUACGCCGAUGUCGCAGAGAUCCUUUAUGAUUGCCAGGGUGAAGUGAACAUGGUUGCCGGGGGAAAAGUCGCUCAGAUCAGUCCCGACUCAGCAGGCCUUAACCCAGCGUGGAGAAAUGCCAUCGUCGAAACCACAUGUGGCGUAUUCUGGGCAGAAGGUGCCACCGCCGAAGAAAUCUCAGGGCAAAUCGACCAACUCAAGGUAUGGAUCAAGGAUAUGUAUGUCCUCUCACCUCAAUCUGGUGCCUAUUUCAAUGAGGCAUCGUUGUUCGAAACCGAUUGGCAAUACACAUUUUUCGGUUCACACUAUGGCAAGUUGAAAGAGAUCAAGGAUAAGUAUGAUCCGUACCGUCUCUUCGUAGUUGCAGAGGGUGUUGGUUCAGAAGAAUGGAACGAAGAGCUGACUUGUCGGUGGUAGAAGUGGGCUCUUACAUGACCGAGUUUCCAGCACCAGUAGGACACCUGUUGUAAUUGAGUUCGGGAUAUUGUCAAACCACUAUGGUCGAAC